This is a messenger RNA of Oncorhynchus masou masou (cherry salmon), 434 nucleotides long. Its product is annotated as bifunctional epoxide hydrolase 2-like. The annotation marks the transcript as partial. Gene Ontology annotation, molecular function: lipid phosphatase activity; magnesium ion binding. The record is from RefSeq and is a predicted model, not a curated record. Gene Ontology annotation, cellular component: peroxisome. NCBI's taxonomy places the organism in Eukaryota, Metazoa, Chordata, Actinopteri, Salmoniformes, Salmonidae. Gene Ontology annotation, biological process: phospholipid dephosphorylation; cholesterol homeostasis. The transcript is spliced from 6 exons.
CCGAUGUAAAGCUGCACUAUGUGGAGAUGGGGGCGGGGCCUCCGGUCAUGCUGUGUCAUGGCUUCCCUGAGAGCUGGUACUCCUGGAGAUACCAGAUCCCAGCUCUGGCAGAUGCAGGGUUUAGAGUGGUUUCUCUGGACAUGAAAGGCUAUGGACAAUCUACAGCUCCAGCAGAUAUAGAGGAGUACUCACAGGAACAGAUCUGCCAGGAUCUUGUGACUUUCAUGGAUAAAAUGGGUAUUCCCCAGGUGACUCUGGUUGGUCAUGAUUGGGGUGGAUCUGUGGUCUGGAACAUGGCCCAGUGUCAUCCAGAGAGAGUCAGAGCGGUAGCUUCCCUGAACACCCCUCUGUUCCCUGUGGACCCCUCCAAGGAUCCUAUGGACUUCCUGAAGACUGUACCCAUCUUUAACUACCAGCUCUACUUCCAGAAACCC